Molecule: messenger RNA, 4851 nt
Organism: Myzus persicae (green peach aphid)
Lineage: Eukaryota; Metazoa; Arthropoda; Insecta; Hemiptera; Aphididae
Product: protein FAM200B-like
Exons: 3
Coding region: 1454-3925 (823 amino acids)
Molecular function (GO): protein dimerization activity
Source: RefSeq, a predicted model, not a curated record
AAACAGUUUUUCAACAAUAAGUCUCUAUUAGUUGGGUAGGAUAAGUCAAUGUAUGUGCCAAUGAUGUUUUAGUGCAAUUGAUGCUAUUAGUAGCUACGAGGCACAUUACUACUAGGCUUUAAAUAUGUUAAGUUAAUAUAGUUGUACACAUCAAAAUUGAUCAAAAAUGUUAAAUAAAAAUAUAUAUUACAACUUUUUUUUUUAUGAAUUAAAAAAGUUCCCAAAUUAAAUUCAUACUAAUUUUAUUUUUCUAAAAUUUGUCAAUAAAUGUUAGCCAAAAUGUAUGUUCGUUAUCAAACACUAAAAAAUGCCUAAAAACUAAAAAUUCUCGAAAUAUACACUAAAAAAUUACAGUAAUUUGUAUUAAGUCAUGAAGCGUACAUAUAAUGAUCUCACUUGUGAUAUAUUAUACUAAAUAAUCGAACAACAAAAAUAUAAAAAUGCUUAUAAAUCAGGGUUAUCUUUUCUGCAUGAUUUGUGCAUAAUAGUUCCGGAAUUAAAAAAAAAGUAUUUAACUGAAUAAAAUGUAAGUAAAUAAAAUUCCGUGAUAUCUGAAUUUUAGGUAUUUUAAUGAUUCUUAACAACUAUGAAAGUAAUUUUUAUUUGUCCUAAUGGUCAAUACAAAUAUUUUAUAUGUUAUACCUAGCUUCAGAUCACAUAUUUUUAUCGACGUAGUAAGAAGUAAUGUAAUGGGGUGGGUUAAUGGUACUCGAUACAUUCUUCGAAAAAUUUAAUAAAACCUAAAACUAUCGAUAAGUGUCCAAGAAAUUAACUAAAUACGCCGUUAAUUAACGCGUUAUUAUUGUAUGCUCAUUUGUGUAGGUAUAGGGUACCUAUGUAAUUAGUUAUCUGAUGGCUGAUACUAUCAGUGUUCAAAAUGAAACUGCGUCAGUAGUAACAACUAAUAACACUUCAGUAGUCGGUGCGGUGCCAUAUAGAACAAAAGUAAAAUGUGUUAUGUAUGAAGGACAAUAUAUCAUCCGAGUUACCAAUUAAAAUCGAAGACAGCGGUUUAGAUAAACGUCACAAAUUCGUUCAGAAUCGUCUUAAAGUUUAUUAUGUAGCGAUUUAAGGGGACGUAACACAGGCGCGGAUCCAAGGAGGGGGCCAAGGGGCCAUGGCCCCCCCCGUAGACUGGUGGAUUUUCUAUUAUAUCUAUUUUCGGCAGCCGAUAAAAUGUAUUGUUUUGCCGAUAGCGUUUCGGCCGUUUCCGUUUUCAUCGUUCGCCGUCAAAAAGCUAAUCUAAUCUAAUCGAAUAUUUAAACUUGUUUGAUGCAAUAAAAUGUCUGGCUGUAUGUAGUACCUAUCUAUUUUAUUAUUGACGAUAUUUAUUGUGUAAUGAUAAUUUGUUAGUUGACAUAUAGUUACGAUACAAUACGCACACAGCCGCUGUAACUGUCGAUAAUCAACAUCAAACGUGUCACGUGUAUAGUUGUAUUAUUAUUUUAUUAAAAUGUCAAAGCGUAGUGCCGAUUUUAUGCAAAAUUUUCUUAAAAAAAAAAAAUGUGUCAUUAAAGACAAUGAAAUGGUAGACGACCCAGCUCCCAUUUCGUCAAAUCAACCUAUGAAAAAUGUAGACAUUGAUCCAACAUCAAAUCAAAACAAAGGUACUGUAGAAAAUAUAAUUAUAGAUAUUGGUAUUGCAUUAAGUUCAAAAUCAACAAUUGAUGAUUUUACUAAAAAACAGUUACUUGAAAAUCAUUGGAAACCACCAAUAGGUUACAAUUUUCCUUAUUCAAGUCACACAAAAAAUGGAAUUCUUCGUAAACGAUUUUUGAAACAAGAACAUAUAAAUAAAUAUUUUUGGCUUGUUUUUUCGCCUUCAGAAAGUGGAUUAUUUUGUAUUUAUUGUUCUAUUUUUCAUAAUAAAACUGGUCAUGGAUUUAAUAACCAUACUCAAUUAAAGUCAUUAGUAGUUGAGCCUUUAAAGAAAUUCGCUAAGUUAUUAGGAAAGGAUGGUUACCUUGAAACGCAUGAUAAUAAUUUGUACCAUAAAAAUUCUGUACUGAACGGAAAACAAUUUUUAAAAUCGUAUAAUAAUCCAGAGCUAGAAGUAGUAAACCAAAUAAAUUCACAGCGCCUAAAACAAGUUAAUGAAAAUAGAUCUAGACUAAAACCUAUAGUUGAAAGUUUGAUUUUUCUCGGGCGGCAAAAUAUUGCUUUACGUGGUCAUCGCGAUGAUGGAAGCGUUAAUGAUCUAUCUGAUAACCCAUUAGAGAACGAAGGAAAUUUUAGAGAGCUUUUAAAGUUUAAGAUAUUAUCUGGAGAUAUCGCAUUGGAAAAUCAUUUAAAAAAUGCUGAAGCAACAGCUACUUAUAUAAGUAAAACGACUCAAAAUACUCUUAUUUCGAUAAUUGGAAAUAUAAUUUUAAAAAAUGUAUUGAACAAAGUAAAUAAAGCAAAAUAUUUUAGCGUAAUUUUCGAUGAAACAACUGAUAUAUCUAAAACUUCACAACUGGUUAUAGUUUUACGAUACGUGUACGACAAAACUAUAAAUGAAGACUUUAUUAGAUUUAUAGACUGUCAUAAAAAUAACUACGAUCAAUCUAGUGUCAAUACUGAACCAAAAAUGACCGGAGAAAUAAUAGGAAAAACUGUAAUACAUAUUUUAGAAAAUUUAGCUUUACCUAUGAAUAAUUGUGUAGGAAUAACUACAGAUGGGUGUUCUGUGAUGCAAUCUGAAAAAUGCGGUGCAAUUAAAUUAUUACAAUCUCAAAUGAAAUUUGCUGUAAAAUGUUCAUGUUUUAGUCAUGCUCUAAAUUUAUCAAUAAUGAAAGGUUGUAAACAAACAUUUGUUAGAAAUGCAUUUGGAAUUAUUAAAGAAGUAGUAAGUUUUUUCAAUACUUCAGCUAAAAAAAAUUUUGUUUUAAAAAAUAUUUUAAAUACUUCAUUAAAGUCUUUAUGUGAAACUAGGUGGGUCGAAAAACAUGAUUCCAUUAUGCAGUUUUCUUCGAAUUUGGUUUUAAUUAUUGAAGCAUUAGAUAAAAUAUCUGAAUGGAACGAUCUUGAAACGUCCUCAAAAGCGUCUAUUCUAAUAAAAUCAUUGUCAAGUGCGGAAUUUAUUUUAACAUUAAAUCUUAUGUCCGAUAUGUUUUCAAUAACUGCACCAAUAAGUAGAAUUUUGCAAUCAAAAAGUCAAGAUAAAUUUUCGGCUUCUACAUUAAUAAAUAAUGUACUUAGUGUUUUAAAAGAAAAACGGAAAAACAGCGUUGAAAAUUUUAAUUUAAUUUUUAAUAAUAGUAAACAAUGCUUGGAAAAAAUAGGAAUUUUCGACGAUAUUAAAAUCCCAAGAAUAACAAAACAAAUGACUAAAAGAGCUAAUCCACCAACUAAAAAUCCAGAAGAUUAUUUUCGUAUCGUUUUGUUUAUUCCAUUUUUAGAUGACUUAAUUACCGACCUUGAGUACAGAUUCGAUAAAAAAUCAGUGUCAGUGUUUGAUUUAGAUAUAAUUUUGCCAACGUUUAUUCAUAAUAAAGACGUUUUUAAUAACCAAAAAGAAAUCCAAAAUAAAAUUAACAAUAUGAUGGCACAAUUUUGUGAAUUAAUAUCUAUUAAUUUGAACUUAUCGGAAGACCUCGUAAAAAAAUAUUUCGAAGGAGAGCUUCAAUUGUGGCAUACAUAUUGGACAAAUGAAAAAGAAAUUCCAAAAACAUCAUUAGAAGCUUUUGAAAGAUGUGAUUCCGAAACCUUUCCAAUUAUUUAUAAUUGUUUUCUCAUACUCCUGACAUUACCAGCCACUUCAGCAACUGCGGAACGAAAUUUUUCUUCUCUUCGCCGACUAAAAACUUGGAUGCGAUCAAGAAUAUCCGAAGAACGCUUAAAUGGACUUGCAUUACUUAACUGUUAUAGAAAUAUUAGUAUUGACUGUGAAGAAGUAAUUGACGAAUUUGCCAAAUCUAAAAGACGAAUGGAUUUUGUUCUGUGAUCAUUUUUUAAUAUUUAUUAUAUUUUAUUAUUAAUUAUUAUUUAUUAUAUAUUACGUGUCAUUAUUAAUUAAACAAUUUAUAUUACUUAUCUAAUUAUUUAAAAGACGAAAGGAUUUUGUUCAGUGAUCAUUUAUUAUUAAUUAUCUAAUAAUUUUAUAUAUUUUAUUGUACUGAUAAACUGGUAUUUAAAUAAUAAUAUUUAUCUAUUAGCUUACAUGGUAUGUACAAUGUUUUUAUAAUACUUAGGCCGAAAUUGUAUUUAAGAUGGCCCCCCCCCGUAAAUAUGUUUUAGAUCCGCGCCUGACGUAACACUAGCAUUUAUUCUCUCCGUCUUACAACUUUACAAGUGUGUAACAUAGCAAAUUUACGCUCUGCAGAUCAUGUGUAGCUUCGUCAGUUUAAAAAUUCGAGUGAAUCAACCUAUUGUGAAACUUGAUGGUAAGAACGUUGUCUGUAUUUGUAUACACAUAACACAUAUAUGUUGGUUUUUUACGAUGGUUCAAUUUUUUAGCAAGUUAUGCGUAUAUAAUAUAGCAUAAAUUCAAAAUGUUCAUAACUCACAUAAAAACUAUCGUCGGCCAAACUAUCUCCAACUAUCUAACCAAUAUACAAAUACAGACAAUGACCUUACCAUCAAAUUUCGUAAUAGGUCGACUCACUUUGAUUUUUAAACUAACGAAGCUACACGUGAUCUGCUAAGCGAUCUCUAACGAAUCUUUAGAUUCUGAGCGGAUCAAUGGAUGUAUUGAUUUUAAAAUGAUGCUUUUUUUUGUGUCUGAGUACACGAUAAGUAGUCGAAAUAAUGCUUCGAUUUUCAACUUCAGUAUCUUUUCCGGCGGGAAGUGAUAUUCCAAGAAAUUUUCAAAAACGCCGGGAAGAACCGGACGUUCAAAAUUUGAAAAAAAAAAAGGUAAUUUAUUUUAGU